Molecule: messenger RNA, 1851 nt
Organism: Drepanopeziza brunnea f. sp. 'multigermtubi' MB_m1
Lineage: Eukaryota; Fungi; Ascomycota; Leotiomycetes; Helotiales; Drepanopezizaceae
Source: RefSeq, a predicted model, not a curated record
AUGCCUCCAAAGGCCACAACAGCAACAAUGGGAACCCCCAACAGUGGAAACCCAGCCAAGGCCCCAAAGAAGAAACCUCCGACUCCAUUCGCCGUGAAACCCCUUGGGGCUUUCUACGUCUUCUUCAUUGCUAAUAUAAUUGCCGCACUGUAUGCGCCGAUCCAAGACUGCGACGAGACGUUUAAUUACUGGGAGCCUACACACUUCCUCAGCCAUGGCUACGGACUGCAGACCUGGGAGUACUCGCCCGAUUAUGCGAUUAGGAGCUGGCUGUAUAUUAUCCUUCACGCAUUGAUUGGAAACAUUAGGAGGCUGCUUCCAUUUUCCACAAAGAUGGGCGAGUUUUACUUCAUUAGAUAUAUCCUCGCUUUCGUAUGCGCCCUCUCCCAGACCAUAAUGUUCCGAGUUGUCAACAACACUUUGAACCCUCGAAUCGCAUUGUUCUUCAUGAUGGCCAUGGUCUUUAGUCCGGGAAUGUUCCAUGCGUCUGCCUCCUUCCUGCCAUCGAGUUUUGCCAUGUACAUGACAAUGUUGGGCAUGGCACAAUUUAUGAAUUGGAGGGGAGGAUUGAAGACCGCACAGGGAAUAUUCUGCUUCGCAAUCGGUGGGAUCCUCGGCUGGCCUUUUGCAAUGGCCCUUUCCGCUCCCUUUCUGUUCGAGGAGGUCGUCUUUGCGUUCUUGAGUAGUAAGGAUGCCCUCAUUGAUGCCGUCAUGAGAUUCAUCAGGGGCAUUGUUGCAGCACUCAUCGUCUUGUUAUUCGAAUUCGCAAUCUCUGGAUUCUUCUACAAGAAACUAGUCGUGGUGCCUUUCAACAUCGUCUUCUACAACAUGUUUAGCGAGCCAGGGAAAGGACCUGAGAUCUACGGAACCGAGCCCUGGCAUUUCUACAUCCGUAACCUCCUCCUCAACUUCAACAUCUGGUUCAUCCUCGCCUGCUUGUCCCUUCCUCUUUUUACCCUGCAAAAAAUAUUCUCGCGACAAUCGCAAGGAAGUACCAUCACCGGACUCCGAAGCGUCAUCUUCAUGACACCCUUCUACAUGUGGCUCGCCAUAUUUAGCUUUCAGCCCCACAAAGAAGAGCGCUUCAUGUACCCCAUGUAUCCAGCCCUUGCUCUAAAUGGCGCCAUGUCUUUGCACAUUGUCCUCGCUGCAUUCGGACAAUCAGACCCUAAGACCCUCGUGGGGAAAAUCCCCGCUAAGGUGAAACUUCUCAUUGUCAGCAUUUUCAUUUUUGGAUCUAUCGAUGCCGGCCUUGCUCGUAUCUUUGGAAUCUACACGGCCUAUUCUGCACCUCUGAAAAUAUACGAUCCAUUGGAAACUAUAGGCGCAUACGGGGACUCUAUUUGCUUUGGGAAGGAAUGGUAUCGCUUCCCAAGUUCUUACCACCUCCCUAAGAACAUGCGCGCCAAAUUUGUCAAGAGCGAAUUCAGUGGUCUUUUGCCAGGCGAAUUCUCUGAGGCCAAGACGGGUUUCGGUUAUUGGUCAGGCGCGUAUCUGAUUCCUUCGGGAAUGAACGACGAAAAUAUCGAAGACAAAGGAAAAUAUGUAAGAACACCCCUCCCUCUCAUUCUCCGAUCCUCCACGUUAACACAGCAUGACCAGGUUGAUAUCCGGUCCUGUGAAUUUCUAGUCGACACCUAUUAUGACAACUCAACGGCUUCAGUAUACGAGCCACACUACGUGAAAGACGUUGAGAACUGGGACAUCGUGAAGUGCGAGAAGUUCCUCGAUGCGGGAAAGUCGCAUCUCUUAAGCCGGCUGAUAUGGGUUCCUGAUUUCUCGCUCAUUCCCGAGCAGUACAGGCGCAAAUGGGGAGCGCAUUGUUUAUUGAAAAAGAAAGCAAGUGCAUAG